Molecule: messenger RNA, 2521 nt
Organism: Prorocentrum cordatum
Lineage: Eukaryota; Dinophyceae; Prorocentrales; Prorocentraceae
Source: the annotation of a GenBank genome assembly
UUUCGCUUGAGUUUUCUUGGCAAUUUAUUCAUGAACGUGCUCCCACCUCAGUGCUGGCUGCAUUUCCGAGCCAUUCUGGCGCUAGGGUGCUCCAGCUGAAGGCCAUGCGCUGUGUAGCGUUGAGCUGCGCCACUUCGUAGUGCAAGUCAGGCGUUGAGCCAUGAGCAGCACCAGAGCGGGCUGGCUGCCGCCCGCGUCCAGCCGAAGCAUCGUGGAGAGUUAUGUUACCCGCAUGGCUUCGCAGCUCCCCGAGGACUUCGCGUUCGCGACCCUGGUGCCGUGGGGCUCGCCGCACAAGCCAGGCAGGCUUGUUGCGCCGGACGCCGCCCAUGAGCCGAUCGCCGAUAGCCGGAUUUAGGGUUUAGGGUUUAGGGUUUAGGGUUGCGCCGGACGCCGCCCAUGCCGACCUGUGGAGGCAGAUCGAGCCGAACAACAACUUUCGUGUGGCCCUGCUGCAGCUGCUCGAGAUCCCUGGCAACAUGAACCGGGAGUACGUGGAGAUGCUCAUGGCACGCCACGACGUGCUCCUCCCCUUGGGCGCCGACAUGGUGAUACUCGACCCCAGCGACGAUCCAGAUGGUCUGUGCGCGGAGCUCAACCUACAGUGGGCAUGGCUUGAAGCAAUUGCCUGGCGUGUACAGUGCAUGGUCGAAGGUGCUGACGAGAAGGCAGAGGCUACGCUGAAGUACCAACACGAGCUGCUUUGGGAGAGCAUUCCGAAAGUUAUGAUGCGCGGGUUCCCCCCGGUCGAUCAUAGUCUUGUGGAGACGGCUACCCGUGUGGGAGAUCUCCAGCUGGUGCGCAAUUUGAACCCAAGGAACAGCAACGUGUUCCUGGCGCGUCGCAGUGCGACCGAGAAAGUCGCCCUCAAAGUCUAUGACAAGUCAAACUAUGUAACUGCCGGGGACGUGGAGAACAUUUAUCGCGAGCUGAGUUUCCUGAGGGACGUUCUCCGACACCCGCACAUCGUCCAGUGCACUUCCGUGCUCCAUAGCUUCUCGCGGGUCUACUUGGCCCUCGAAGUCGGGGGCACGAAGAAUCUGAGCCAGCACCUCAUGAACCAGCCAGGGUACCGCGCCGACUCGCAGGAAGCUGUGGACUGCACCGCGCAGAUAGCAGAAGCGCUGGCCUUCUGCCAUUCGCGUGACAUCGUGCACAGGCAAGUGUCUCUGGAUCACAUCAUGGUAGAUGACCAGUCGGAAACGCCCUUCUGCCGCUUGGUGGACUUCUUCGCGGCGACGUGCUGCGCGGGGUCGACGCCGUCGACCACGGCGUGCGGGGAGCUGCCGUGCAUCGCCCCGGAGAUGGCGCUGGAUGCGUCGUACGCCGCCAAGCCGGCGGAUUGCUGGAGCCUCGGGGUGGUGCUUCUCGAGGCCGCUGGGGGCCUGGGCUCGAUGAGGCUGGCGGUCGGCUGGCUGGAGGAUACGGAGCUGGAGCCCGCCGCCGCCAGGGUCCGGAGGUUCUUCUCCUGCGAAGGCAGCUGCGCCCGUGCGCUGGCGGCCAUGGGCGGCGUGCGCAGCCCUGCGGUGUUGGCCAGGCUCUCUGGGCUCCUCGAGCCGGAGCCCACGGCGCGUGCCAGCGCGUGCGCCAUCUGCGGCUCUUCUGAGGCCCCCUGAGGCUCCCUCGGGCCAUCGCGAGGCCCUUCGGGAGCCUUCCUGCGCCCCUGUCGGCAUUUGCUUGGGCCAUCUUGGCCCCUCCUGGAAUCGAAGGGGGGGCCGCGGGGCCGCUCCUGGGGGACCUCCUUUGGCCCUCCCAGACAUCCGCCGAUGUGAUCUUUUCAAUCCGCGGCCCCAGAGACAUGCCCUAGAUGGCCCAAUAUGGCGCCCAAGCCGCUUUACACGCUUUCAGACGGCCCAGGACGCGCCAAGACCGCUCAGUAGCUCCAAGAGUUCCGUGCGUAGUUGCUCGGAAGAGCAGCACCUCAGCAGGGGCCGUGGUGGGACUGCAGCCGCGGGGCUGACGGCACCCGUCAACCUUUCGCGUUUAGGUGCGUGGGCCCGUGUGUGCUGCUGCCGUGUUGCUCCCUGGCUUGGUGGCAACUGUGAAGCCGCUGGGCGACCUUCGGCUCUCCCGAAGGCGGCCCCUAGGCGGCCCGCAAGAAGGCGGCCUUCGGCGACCCUGAGUGCGGCUCUCAACGGCCUCAGGGCGGCCCUGAGGCGGCCUUCGUACUGCUAGGAAGCCAGUCCCGCUGCCGCGAUGUUCCUCCUCGAUCCCCGAGGACGGAGGCCAGCCAAGCACGGGGGGUGAGAGCCAUUCAUUCCCCUGAUGGUUGCCAUGGAGUUUCGUUGGCGUGCUCGCUCUCUCCUCGUCCCCUUCCGCCAGGCAGCACAUGGCCCCGAGGUGGCCCGAAACCAGGCGCCACGAGAGGAACGGCAGCUCCGCCUCGUCGCCCGGGGGACCCGGGCGACAGCCUUCCCGAGCACGCGGGUGCCACGGCCUUCCAGACACGGGCACGUGCCCUAGAUGGUGCUUCAGGUGGUACCAGCCCAGAAUGAUCGCUUGUCAAAAAAGUCAGGGCGGC